GCAACCAAUUUUUGACCAUAUUACCAAGUUACAACCAUAAAAUCUCAUCACCUCUCUCUAUAUAUAAUAACACAAUAUUUGACGAGAGUCAUCAAACAACAACCAUCUCAUCACACCAUCUUCUUGAAAUCUCGAAAUUUACACUUGAUCAACACACAUAUAUAAAAAAAGAAAAAGAUGCAAAUGCUAAGAAGCUUGAGCACGAGGACAAGAAGCCGUCGUGGAGGAUAUGAGAGAGUGAGUGAUGAUUCAAGUUUCAGUUUACUCGGAGCAAAGCUAAGAAGAUCGACGAGUGUUCCUUACUACGCCCCAUCUAUUAAGCUCGGCACUGGCGGUGUUCCGACCAUUCUUGAGGAGCUUCCUCGUCAGAAAUCCAAGAAAGUCAAACCAACAAGCAAGUUCAGCCACCCUAUCUUUAGUCUUUUCUACGGAAAGAAGAAGAAGUCGACGACGACGAAGCCUGAGUUCUCUAGGUAUCUUGAGUAUUUGAAAGAAGGUGGUAUGUGGGAUUCCAGAGCUAAUGCUCCUGUUAUUUAUUACAAGUAGAUCGAUCGAUUCCAUUUGUCAAACAAUACUAUCAAGAAAGAGAGAUUUGGUGAAAGUUUAAGUUCUUUUAUUUGUUUAAAUAUCAAGUCUUUUAAAUUUGGGAUGAUAUGUGUAUAUUUCAAUGAUCCAAUAUCUUGUUAACAAAUAUUUAUAAAUAUUGGAAACAAAAUUGUAUACUUUUGAGCAUAGUUUUGAUUUGAAAAAU
This is a messenger RNA of Capsella rubella, 751 nucleotides long. RefSeq lists its product as uncharacterized. Lineage: Eukaryota; Viridiplantae; Streptophyta; Magnoliopsida; Brassicales; Brassicaceae. The record is from RefSeq and is a predicted model, not a curated record. The transcript has a single exon. The coding region runs from base 178 to 546 and encodes 122 amino acids.